UCAACAGGAGGCUCUGUGCGGUCCAGGCGAGAGGGAGGGGGCCUGGCCGGUGGGGUGGGGGCCUCAGGGGAAGCCGACUGCCCCCUGUAGCCUCGGUGGCUGGUGGCCGGUGCUGCCAUGUGGCGACUAGAAACCUGGGGAGGAACUGGCUGGGUUUGCUCAGUGGGAGGGAGAGGAGAGGAAGUCGAAACAUUAAACUCGAGUUGCCUGCGAGGCAUCGGGCCGGGAGGUGGGGCUGGGUCGGGGCCCGCAGAGCUUUCCGGUGGGACUGCGGUGGCAUCUGGGAGCACCGGGCCUCCGCGUGGGGGAGGGAGCAGCCUGCAGACACCCCAGCCCGCGCCCAGCCCCAGCCCCAGCCCCAGCCCCAGCCCCAGCCCCAGUGGAGGAAGUGGGCGGCUGGCCCCUGCCUCCUGGGCCCUGCAGCCCCUCUGACCUGGGGAGCCCAGAACCUGCUUCUGGGUGAAGCCGGGGCCACCAUUGGAGCUCCGUGACCCUCAUUUUCUCACGUGGAGGAAGCCGCCGGGGCUGGCGGGAGGAUGGAGCCUGAGUCCCUCUACAACCUGCUACAGGCGCCCAGGCCGGCGGAGGAGGAGCUCCCACAAGGGGAAAAGAAGAAAUUCCUGCCCCCCGUGUCCCGGAAGGACCCCAAAUUUGAAGAACUGCAGAGGGUGCUGAUGGAGUGGAUCAACGCCCAGCUCCUCCCCGAGCACAUUGUGGUCCGGAGUCUGGAGGAGGACAUGUUCGACGGGCUCAUCCUGCACCACCUUUUCCAGAAGCUGGCGGGGACCAAGCUGGACGUGGAGGAGAUCGCCUUGACCGCCAUGAGCCAGAGGCGCAAGCUCGAGGUGGUCCUGGAGGCCACCAACCGCUGCCUGCAGGUGGAGGAGCCCAAGUGGAGCGUGGACGCCAUCUUUAACAAGGACCUGCUGGCCACCUUGCAUCUCCUCCUGGCCCUGGCCAAGCGCUUCCAGGCCGACCUGCCCCUCCCACCCAACGUGCAGGUGGAGGUGAUCACCAUGGAGAGCACCAAGAGCGGCCUGAAGUCGGAGAAGUCCGUGGAGCAGCUCACUGAGUGCAGCGCAGCCAAGGACCGAGCUGCAAAGGACGUCUUCGAUGAGUUAUUCAGUCUGGCUCCCGAGAAGGUGGGCGCCGUGAAGGAGGCCAUCAUGACCUUCGUCAACCAGAAGGUGGAGCGCCUGGGCCUGUCCGUGCAGAACCUAGACGCCCAGUUUGCAGAUGGUGUCAUCUUACUCCUGCUGAUUGGACAACUAGAGGGCUUCUUCCUGCACCUGAAGGAAUUCUACCUCACGCCCAACUCCCCCGCGGAGAUGCUACACAAUGUCACCCUGGCCCUGGAGCUGCUGAAGGAGGAAGGCCUGCUCGACUACCCUGUCAGCCCCGAAGACAUCGUGAACAAGGACAGCAAGAGCACGCUGCGGGUCCUCUACAGCCUCUUCUGCAAGCACAAGCUGAAGGACGGCCCGGACGGGGGGCCCCGGGGACCCCCGAGUUAACGGUCACCGCCCCAGCUGCUGCUCAGCCGCCUCCCCGCCCGGGCCCGCCCCCUCCGUUUCCUUCUGCUUGAGAACCUCUGAACCACUAGACGAGGAUCCGUUUUGAGCCAA
Myotis daubentonii (Daubenton's bat) is the source of this 1625-nucleotide messenger RNA. It is a transcript of the gene PARVG, whose product is annotated as parvin gamma. Gene Ontology annotation, molecular function: actin binding. Lineage: Eukaryota; Metazoa; Chordata; Mammalia; Chiroptera; Vespertilionidae. The record is from RefSeq and is a predicted model, not a curated record. Gene Ontology annotation, biological process: actin cytoskeleton organization; cell projection assembly; substrate adhesion-dependent cell spreading. Gene Ontology annotation, cellular component: actin cytoskeleton; cytoplasm; focal adhesion.